Molecule: messenger RNA, 345 nt
Organism: Cinara cedri
Lineage: Eukaryota; Metazoa; Arthropoda; Insecta; Hemiptera; Aphididae
Source: the annotation of a GenBank genome assembly
AUGAACUAUCACGUGGAGAGACGAGCCGUAGUCCAGAUCUUUCACUGGAUACAAGCACGGUGGAGAAGUACCGGUACUUGUCCAACCAAUGAGAAUUUGUACAUGUUAUCUGUACUGGUAUCUAGCGUCACGAAGAGGCUUGUACCGUCUAAAAAGUCCGGGGAGGAAAACAGUCUCCCCGGGUUCUUCAGGAACCCGCCGAUAGCCGACCAAGAACUUAAUCCUAGACGGUUACCGAAAACUAAUCAAGAAAUUAAUCCCAGCCGGUUCUUUGACUGUGGAUUCGCAGAUAGCACAUCGGCAGUGGUAGAGAAAUCGUGUAAUUUUGUACGUUUAAAUAGGUAA